Echinostoma caproni is the source of this 384-nucleotide messenger RNA. NCBI's taxonomy places the organism in Eukaryota, Metazoa, Platyhelminthes, Trematoda, Plagiorchiida, Echinostomatidae. The record is from the annotation of a GenBank genome assembly.
GUAAUAUCCAGAUGGCAACCCGUUACGAAGUUGUUUAUCGACAAAAUAACUGUCUCCGUAUGUUCGAUGCUUGAAUAUUGUCUUUUCACCUUUAUGAGCUGUGACCGAUAUUUACAUCCACAUACGCGCUAUUACGUUCGCGAAAUGCGUAUCCACGCCCUCAGUCAGCAUUUGGAUUCAUACAGCAGCCUCAGUCUGGACAGCAUGGCUGCAUCAUUUGGUGUAACUCCGGCAUUCUUGGACGCAGAACUGUCCCGGUUUAUUGCCAGUGGUCGUCUGGCUUGCAAGAUGGACAAAGUCUCUGGUAUUUUGGAAACUACUCAUUGUGUCUACUGGCUGUUUGUAAGUAGUCAACUAAGAAUCUCCAAAUUAACUUGUAACUAA